Molecule: messenger RNA, 2322 nt
Organism: Pantherophis guttatus
Lineage: Eukaryota; Metazoa; Chordata; Lepidosauria; Squamata; Colubridae
Source: RefSeq, a predicted model, not a curated record
AUGAUAGGGUGCCAGAUUGGGAAAAAGUGCUUGAGAACACCUGUUCCCAAGAACUACCAACACAUUCUGGCUUUGGCAUUUGCCAUUCAGGAGGUCAACAGAGACCCAUAUCUCCUCCCCAACAUCACUCUGGGCUUCCGCAUCUACGAAGAGAAUCAAUAUGCAAGCAUGUCUCCAGAUGUCAGCCUGUCUCUCCUCUCCAGCCGGGGAAAAGUGUUUCCUAACUAUAAGUGUGACACACUGAACCUUCUCUCUGUCCUUGGGGGUCUCAACUCCAGAACCUCAUACCAGAUGGCAACCAUAUUUGGCAAUUUCAAGAUUUCUCAGCUAGGAUACCGCUUCUCUGACCCUGUUCUGAGGGAUAAGACCCAGUUCCCCACCUUCUACCAGAUCGAUCCCCAGUAUGACCUACAGAAUGCAGCCAUUGUCCAGCUCCUUCUCUAUUUCCAGUGGAACUGGAUUGGGAUUGUUGUUCAGAAGUCAGAGAGCAGUGACCAUUUCAUCUGGAUUUUUGAUGCCACACUUGCCCUGAAUGACAUUUGCAUACAAUUUGUAAAACAGAUCUUGCCCCGAAUCUCAAUAUUCAAUGAAUUGAACAGCGAACAAAUAGAUCUGCUUUGGACAAUUUUGAGCAAUGAUGCUCAGGUUGUGAUUGUGGCGGGGGAUUCAAAUACUCUGCAGAGCCUUAUAUUAUCUCUUUACUUUUAUGAAGAAGCGAAGCACACCGCUUUUGGGAAGGUCUGGAUCCUGACCACCCAAUGGGAAUUUUCAGCUAUUGGCUAUCACUACGAGUGGGGAAAACUAAAAUCCCUCCAUGGUGCUUUGUCUUUGACGGUCCACACAAAACCGGUGCCAGGAUUCAAAGAUUAUCUCUGGGCUCUGAAUCCACAUGAACCCCACGGAGACGUCUUUCUCCCUGAAUGGUGGGAAGUUGUAUUUGACUGUCAGGUUUUGAAGGCAGGUCUGGCCUCACCUGAUGGCCGAAGGGUUUGCACAGGGGAGGAGAACCUGGACACCCUCCCAGCCUCCGUCUUUGAUGGAAAGAUGACCGGUUUCAGCUACAGCAUCUACAAUGCUGCCUAUUCUGUGGCACAUGCAUUACACGCUGCGUAUAUGGUGGAAUCACAACUGGCAUUGAAGAGGGGCAGAAAGAAGCCACACCUUCACCUCUCUAUGAAGUCCUGGCAGAUGCAUGUCUUCUUGAGAAAGGUCCUUUUCAAUAACACCGCUGGGGACGAAGUCUCCUUUUCAGAAACUGGGAUGAAAUACGCAGGAUUUGAUAUCCUCAACUGGGUCGUCUUUGCAAAUAUGACGAUCCUUCGAGAGAAAGUCGGAUGGGCCAAUCCGGAGGCUCCUUCAGCUGAAGGUUUCAGCAUCAACCCUGACGCCAUUGUAUGGGCCAAUCAGCUGAUGCCUGUUCUUCCAGAUGCGGCUCAGUGCACCCCCUGCCCAGAAGACCAACAGCCAAACAAGAACCACGUCCUGUGCAUUCCCAAGACCAUGAACUUUCUCUCCUAUGAGGAUACACUUGGCUCCAUUUUAGUUUCCCUAGCUCUUUUCUUCUCUUUGACCACAAUCCUCAUGUUGGCAGCCUUCAUCAAACACUGCAACACACCCAUCGUCAAGGCCAACAACCGCAACAUCACCUACAUCCUCCUGGUCUCCCUCCUGCUCUGCUUCCUCUGCUCCUUCCUCUUCAUCGGGCAGCCAAGGAACCUCACCUGUCUCCUCCGACAAAUCGCUUUCGGCAUCAUCUUCUCCACUGCCAUUUCAUCUGUCUUGGCAAAAACUCUGACUGUAGUUCUGGCCUUCAUGGCUACUAAGCCAGGAAACAGGGCAAGAAAACUCUUGGGGAAGCAAAUGAUCUUAGUCCUGGCCUGUCCCCUCGUGCAAACAGCUCUUUGUGCCUCCUGGCUGGCAAUCUCCCCCCCAUUUACUAAUUUGGACUUUCAUUCUGUGAAGGGAGAAAUUGUGCUGGAAUGCAAUGAAGGUUCAACCGCCAUGUUUUAUGCUGUUCUGAGCUACAUGGGUUUCCUGAGUCUCAUCAGCUUCAUAGUGGCUUUUCUGGCCAGGAAACUACCAGACAGUUUUAAUGAAGCCAAGUUCAUUACUUUCAGCAUGCUGGUCUUUUGCAGUGUCUGGGUCUCCUUUCUCCCCAGCUAUCUGAGCACCAAAGGGAAGUCCAUGGUGGCCGUGGAGAUCUUCUCCAUCUUGGCCUCUGCAGCUGGUCUGCUGAGUUGUAUCUUUCUCCCCAAAUGCUACGUUAUAGUGCUGAGGCCAGAUCUGAACAAUAGAAGUCACCUCAUGGGGAAAAUUAAGUAG